Molecule: messenger RNA, 1517 nt
Organism: Tribolium castaneum (red flour beetle)
Lineage: Eukaryota; Metazoa; Arthropoda; Insecta; Coleoptera; Tenebrionidae
Exons: 4
Coding region: 163-591 (142 amino acids)
Source: RefSeq, a predicted model, not a curated record
CGUAUGUGACGAAGCGAGAGGGAGAUAAAGUUGGUUACAGCUCUUGUGCUUUGGUUCAGUACACAACUGGAGGUCUUCCAGACGUGUUAACGCGCUUUAAAAAAUUAAAUUCGUAAAUUUAAUCGUGUUUUUAAUAUGGUUUAGAUAGGCGUUUUUAGAUCGAUGUCGAGUCAAGCGGAAAGUCGGUCCCCAGGCCACGUGGGACCGCAAAAUAAACGGCCCGUAAUCUUGAUUUAUCCAACUGUGUCACCGGAAACUGUAGUGGUGCCAAUAAUUUCCUGUAUCUUGGGAUUUCCUCUUCUCGCAUUGUUAGUAAUCUGUUGUUUGCGAAGAAGAGCCAAACUAGCUCGAGAACAAGCUCGCAGGCGCAACUGUGAUAUUGAACACGGUACAUUCUCUAUUGUCAGGUUCAGCCCAAUACACUAUUUAGGGCGUUCAACACGAGCUGUUUCGCUAAGAUCCGAAAGGGCAAUGAGUCGAGGUUUUCCCUCUCUAGAACUCGAUACAGUCGUUGAAGAACGUUCGGAUCCAGAACCGGAAGCUACAGUUAUUGAAAUGAUGACACCUGAUGGUGAUGAUUCAGACAGAUAGCAUAAAGAGGUGUGCGGUGCUGACAGGUAAUGACGACAAACUUUACAAUUUCUCUUUACUUGAAUUCGAGUUUAAUUUAUACAAAGUUUGUCUAAGUUGAGUUGAAUUGACGUGGGUAAGCCUCAAGCAUGAAAUUGCUUACACACUAAAACUCGAAAGGUCGCUGUAGGUAGAUGUACAUAAUAAAACUUAAUCUCAGGCAACUCUCUUAACGUUUAUUUCAGUUGAAUUAAAGCAAAAACUUUCGACGAAACACGCUUUUAUGUUUUUACGAUGGAUUCAGAAACGAAAAAGAAGAAAAACUGUGUUACAGGUCUCCCCUUUGGACAACUUUAACGCACGCACACACCUUCGCCAUUGAUACCAACAGCUGACCCGAGGAUAAUGAAAAUCCUGAUGAUCCUGUAGUACCACAAAUUAUACCCUUGCCCUUCAUUAAGGGAUAUUAACGUGAUUCCAAUUAAUAUCAAAAUUUUAAUUAAUUCCAUAGAGAGUACAAAGAUAGACGACGGCAAUUAAAACCGAAUUUCUAAAUAAACACUUGCUUUAAAACACAACAAAACCAGCUAUGAGUAUAAAUAACUUGUACAUACGUAUGCUAUAUUAUUCUUGCUUUUAGAAUUAACACAAGAAUGGAAUUUUUUAAUAGACGUGUAAUUUCCCUAAAGACUAUCCUUGGUGCCAAGUAGGAGAAAAACACGUUUUUGUACAUAAAUCUAUGUUUAGAAAAUUUUAUAUCAGACUAUGCGGACUGGAAAUCUACAAUUCCUUAAAUGUUGUCAUUUUUUUAUUUAUUUCACAUUUCUUUAUUGGCAGUUGAAUAACUAACCACAGCACUAUGGAAUUGUUAGUAAAAACUGUAUAAAAUUUACUAUUUAUUUCAAUUGUGAUGUAAUGUUUUGAGUGAAUAAAUUAUCUGGUUUCAA